UAAGGAAACUUGCCUUUGGUUUCGCCCCACCCAGGAAUCAAACCCAGAUCCUAUCACUUGUGAUAAGUGGUUGAACCAAUACUCUACAGGACGUCAGAUAAAGAUUAUGAGUUCAAGGUGUUGAGGCACAGUGAGAUGAAAGACAAGAUUCGCCCGGGGUCCCAGAAUGAUCAGUCAAAGUGCUUUUGAGUUUGAUAUUGAAAAGCUUAUACAGAAUCAAAUAGACAAAACUAAUAUUAAUAAAGAUAAAUUGAGAGAAUUAUUGUUAAAUAAAAGAGAAAUUCUAGCGAAAUCCCUAACAGAUUGUGGUAAGGUAAAGUCUAAUGCAGAGAUAAGAGGAAAACUUCACCACAAACAAAGACAGUAUAAAAUACGACGGGAGGAUAAAGAGACAAUUGGGAAGAUAAUAAACAAUUUAAUGGAACAAGGGGUGAUCAAGAAAUGCCGGUCACCUACAAACUCCCCAAUUUUCCUGAAAAAGAAGCCUGAUGGUUCUUGGAGACUACUGUUAGAUUGCAAAGCACUAAAUGAAUGUACAAAUCCUAAACAAGGACAGUCCAUUUCCUCACACGGGAGCAUAGAGAAAUUAACAAGGGAAAAAUACCACACUACGCUAAACAUCGCAAACGGAUUCUGGUCUAUUCCUAUAGUUGAGAAGGACCAGUUUAAGACAGCAUUUACCUAUCAGGGUCAGCAAUAUCAAUGGACCAGGCUGCCAGAGGGAUGGUGUAACAGCACAGUUAUUUUUAAUGAGGCGAUUCGUAGGGUUCUGGACGACAAUCCAAAAAUAACGCGUUUUGGGGGGGUUAUACAUUUCUCCAAUGACAAUGCUGAAAGUCAUAUUAAGCUUCUAAAACAGAUAUUGGAGAAGUUGGAUAACCAUGGGCUCAAAAUAGAUCUGAGAAAGAGUCAAAUUGGAAGAUAUGCGGUAGAUUUUUUAGGACACCAGAUUAGUGAGACUGAGGACAGACUGUCAAGAAAAUUUAAAGAGGAAGUCAGCCAGGUAAAGCCACCCAAGACCAGAAAAGAGUUACAAUCUGUACUGGGAAAAUUUAAUUUUGCCCGAGAAUUCGUUAUAAAUUAUGCUGGCAAAGCUGCGUCAUUGUUCAAAUUAACAAAUAAAGAACCGUUCCAAUGGGACACAAAUGCGCAAGAAUGCUUAAACCAAUUACAGCAGGACAUUCAAAAGGCUGUACCCCACAGCACUAGGAAACCGAAAAGCAGUUUGAUAUUGGACAUUUACGUAAGCAAAGAUUCGAGCGUUACUGCAGUAAAACAAAAGUCUGUUACUGGAGAAGAGACACUUAAAUACCUUAGCUUUAAUUUCUCAAAAGCAGAGAAAAAGUUUGCUAAAGAUGAAAGGCUGCUAGCUACCUUAUUUUGCACUCUGAAACAAACCUGUCAGAUGGUAACCAGUAAAGAAAAAAUAACUGUAAGGACAAGUUAUCCUGAAUUAGCUGGUGUAACCCGGGAAAGCCAAAGAAAUCAUAAAGCGUUAAAAUGUCGAUGGAAAAAAUGGGAAUCUCUAUUGUAUGACCAACGAAUAAGUUUUGAACUUAGAAAUGGAAUAGAAGAAAAUGAGCUAAGCAGAUUUGAGAUUGAGGAAGAACAAGAGAAUGAAUAGACAGACGAAAAAGAAGAUGGAACAAAAUGUAAAUAGACAUUGUAGGACCGCUCUCAAGGACUCGCAGUAAUAAUCAAUUCCUGCUGGUGAUAGUAGACCAUACACCAGGGUUUGUUCUUGCAUAUGCUGUGAAGAGGGGUAAAUCUGCUGUUUAACUGACAAGAGUAUUACCAGGAUAUGGCUUGAUGAACACACUUGACAGAGGCUGGCACUUUAUAGAAGAAAUGACUGAAGAGGUUGUAAGGUUACUGGGUAUAAAAAUAGAAAUUCACAUAUGCCCCACCACCUACAGAUUUGAAGGACUGUAGAGAUAAUUAAAAAUGCUCUAAGUCAAGCAUGUCUAAAUAUGCACAAAAGAUGGGAUGAAAUGUUACUUUGGAUCUUUAUGGGAAUUAACAAUAGAAUUUGUGAAAAGAUAGGAUGUUGCUCAUUCCAAAUAUUCACUGGUGGAAGUAUGAAAAUCCCUUUGAACUGCAAUCAAGGGCUAUCGAUACAUGAGGUUAGAGAGGGAAUUUGUAAAAUAACCCAAGACAUAAUCAAGGAGUUAGAUGAAGCAGAGUAAUAGACAAUUAUCCCCUAUGAGUGUCAAUAGGGGGAUUUAGUACAAUGGAAGGUGGGCACUAAACAACCAAAGUUAUGCAAAACAAGUUUCAUGAGCCAACCCCUAUUGUGAAAAUACUGAACCCCAAAACAGUUAUGUUCCACAAGGUUGUAGAGGAAAGCAUUGAUGCAGCUUCAGGUAGUAGUAAAAGGUUCCGAGAUUAAAUAAUUUCCUUUCUGAAUCUACUGGGGAGAGCUAGAAGUGUUCCUCUCCGACUGAUGGAAAAGGAAAGGAAAUCAAGACGGUGAUUAACGAUAAAUUUCCUUGGAAACUGAUAAAUCAUACGAGAUUCAACAAGGCAUUCGGGGACAAAACACCAUAUAAUAUGGCUCAAAUCAAGCAAAUGAUGAAGAUACAUCCAUAUCGCAACACUAUAGACCUCCUCGAGAUGGAGAGACAAGAAAAAAAUAUACUUGGACAAGGACUAUGCUCCUGCAGUAUCUGACCUUUGUGCGCAAAAAAAUGGAUGCACUGUACAUCUCACGGAGCCAAUACGGAACCUCAGCAUCCUGUUCAACCCUCAAGUGUCCUACAUACCUCACAUCUGUGCCAUGACCCGCUGCUCCUUUCCCCCCUCAGUAACAUCGCCGGCUCCACCACUGUGUCACACUGCAGACCGCCGAGACAUAUAUGCAUUCAUUCAUAACAUCCAGGCUCCACCUUGGGAUGUCCUCCCAUUGUGAAAGGUGCUAUACAAAUGUAAUCUUUUGUUUUUUUGGAGGGAUUUUUGUAGUUGAUCUCCCAAUAAUAAGUGAACAAACAUUAUCAAAGGCAUAUUUUUGAGAUGAAUGAGAUUAUUCCCGUUUUAAAAAGUAAAAUAUAGAGGAAGCCGGUUAAACCGGACACGUCGGGCUGGCCGUUUUGUCCGGUUUAAGUGGCCUCUGAGGUUAGCCGAAGUUCCAUUACCUCUUCCCGCCCAGCAGAGGAGCGCCCCCCGCCCCCCCCUCCCACUGCUGUUCCCAUUGGACAGGAAAGGGACCAAUUACCAGCAGCUCCGAGGUGAUUGUCAGCCUUGAAGCUGCUUGUGAAUAGAUGGGCUCCACCCAUUCACAAGUGGCUCCAGUUGUCAAUCAAUCGUGAUUUGACUCCACCCAUUCCCUCCCUUGUUUGCUUCCCUUUCCUCCUCCCACUCACUGAUUGACAGCCCAACUCCAGCCGCUUGUGAAUGGCUGGAGUCCGCUGUCAAUCAAUCGCAACUUGACUUCUCCCAUCUCCAUUCCUGGAGCUGCUCAUGGCUGAAUGGAGUCCCUCGAGACACAGAAGUACAUUCAACAGCGGUAUUUUCUCUGGAUUAACUGGAUUUUUGUACAAAUUAACCGGCAUAUGCAAAACUGGUAAGAAUCCAAAUGAAUCGGAGCAGGAGCGUUUUGUCCAAUUUAACCAGGGUCUGAGGUUAACCAGCAUCCGGCUAAAGUGGGUUCAACAGUGCAUCAAUCAUUAAACCCAGACAUUCAACAACCAGCGCCCCAACAACUGUCAAAUGCGAAACCAUAUCUGGCAGGGAUGGUAGACCACCUGACCAUGUUUGAACCUAGAGUAGAUGAGUAGAAAUUGAUGGCCAAGCGUCAGGAAACCUGCUAGUCAUUUCGGAAACCAACCACAUUGAUAAAGAGGCAAGGUAACAGGCUGAAAGGCACAAAUUGAAGGCAUCAGCUUGAAAAACAGGAAACUAUGCCCACUUAAAGAGACAAAUACUGUACUUAGAAGAACAAAGUACUUAUUGAGACAAUUCUUAGGAAAAUAAACCCCCAAGCUAAGAAAGAAACUGGUUUUAAACUUAGGUAAAUAACCCCUAAAUAUAUGAGAUAGAUAGCUAGCUGAAACCUUCCUGCACUGAGCCUAUACAAAGGCUUAGCAAACGGUAAAAGUUAGGAAUCCUUGACACGAAGCAUCAAGAUCUUGUGAUCGUCCAACUCUGACUCCAGGCAGCCGACAACCCCAUUUUCCCAAUGUACUGCGCUGUCACUUGCUAAAGCUCAGAACGAAUCGUGUGCAUUUUAUUCAUUGUAACGCUCAAAGAGAACAACAUAUAAUAAAUGGCUUUUGUCGAAA
Molecule: messenger RNA, 4277 nt
Organism: Callorhinchus milii (elephant shark)
Lineage: Eukaryota; Metazoa; Chordata; Chondrichthyes; Chimaeriformes; Callorhinchidae
Product: retrotransposon Gag like 1
Exons: 1
Coding region: 167-1624 (485 amino acids)
Source: RefSeq, a predicted model, not a curated record